Anoplopoma fimbria (sablefish) is the source of this 834-nucleotide messenger RNA. RefSeq names its product stanniocalcin 1 (gene stc1). Gene Ontology annotation, cellular component: extracellular region. The transcript is spliced from 4 exons. The record is from RefSeq and is a predicted model, not a curated record. Gene Ontology annotation, biological process: intracellular calcium ion homeostasis. Gene Ontology annotation, molecular function: hormone activity. Bases 1 to 834 code for a protein of 277 amino acids. NCBI's taxonomy places the organism in Eukaryota, Metazoa, Chordata, Actinopteri, Perciformes, Anoplopomatidae.
AUGAACCACACACCCAGCAGGAGUGUCUUUGUGUUUAGUUGUGUUGUCUGUGUUGAGAGGACGAUGCCUUUGAGGACGGGACUUUUUCUCCUGAUGGUGCUGAACGCAUCUGCCUAUGAACUGGAUCAGAACGAGUCUUACUCGCCCCGGAGAACACGCUUUUCUGCAAACAGCCCUUCAGAUGUGGCACGCUGUCUCAACAGUGCCCUCCAAGUUGGCUGCGGGGCCUUCGCCUGCCUGGAAAACUCAACUUGUGACACAGAUGGCAUGCAUGACAUCUGCAAGUCCUUCCUUUACAGUGCUGCUAAAUUUGACACUCAGGGUAAAGCAUUUGUGAAGGAGAGCCUUAAGUGCAUUGCCAAUGGCAUCACCUCGAAGGCAUUCCCCACCAUCCGCCGCUGCUCCACCUUCCAAAGAAUGAUAUCUGAAGUCCAAGAGGAUUGUUACAGCAAGCUGAAUAUCUGCACUGUAGCCCGAUCAAAUCCAGAUGCUAUUGGCGAAGUGGCACAGCUACCAAGUCACUUCCCCAAUAGGUUUUAUGGUAAGCUGCUACAGAGCCUGAUGGACUGUGAUGAGGACACAGUGGACCGCGUUAGGACCAGCAUGGUGUCGCGGCUGGGCCCAGAGAUGACCAUGCUUAUUCAGCUGCUGCAGAACAAGCCCUGCCCUUCCACUGCUGUGGCUGCAGCUGCUGCCAUCCCAACUGGAGUGGAGGGCCGUGGGAGCUGGCGCUGGUCCAUGGGUCCCCAUAUGUACAAGAUCCAGCCUAAUCUGCGAAACAGAGACUCCGCCAGUCAUUUUGGCAAAAAGCGCUCUGACAGCGACAGCUCCUAA